AUGUAUUUAGAGAAGAAUUCAGAAAGCAUUCCUCACACACUUCCCGUCAUCGCCCUAGAGGACAAUCAGCACAUCCACAAACAGCCAACGCAUCUGACGAGCAGCAUUUCCGAGUUCAUUGGUGUUUUCAUCUUUGUUGUGUGUGCUGAAACCAUAAAGCUUUUUGGCGAUAAUUUACUUAUUUUUGGUAAAUUCCCAGUGAAGGAUUUAUUUCCUUAUCUUCUUGCACAGCUCCUCGGUGCAACAUUUGGUGCUCUAUGUGUACAUGGUGGCUACCAUCUAUAUACUGGCGUGAUCUUGACUCAACUUUCAACUGCCAAUGCCACCUUUGUUACUGUUUCAACCCUAUGUCUUAUGACCUUCACUAUUGAAUGGCUAUUUGCAAUGUUGGCAAGUAUGUUUAUUCACUUAGAUGUAGCUCAGUCAAAAGGCAAAAUGUUUCUUGGUGGACCAGGGUGUUUACGUUGGUUGAGUGUGAUGUAUUUUAUGUCGGUCGUCUACUUCUUUGAAGCCCGACUAGUUAUCAACACUGCGUACGGAAUGGGAGUUCAGAUCGCCUCUUGGAUUCUGCAGGUCAAACCACUUGCCCUUCAGUGGUCAUGUGCAGCGACCACUUUUGUCAGCUUACCAGCAUUCAUGGCUGGCGGUGCACUUUACAAGCUUCGCCAUCCUGAGAAAAUAUCAAGGGCAGACUCAACAGAAAAGUGCAUGGAGCCACUUGGGAGCGCUGAGCUUGUUUGA
Molecule: messenger RNA, 741 nt
Organism: Melampsora larici-populina 98AG31
Lineage: Eukaryota; Fungi; Basidiomycota; Pucciniomycetes; Pucciniales; Melampsoraceae
Exons: 7
Coding region: 1-741 (246 amino acids)
Source: RefSeq, a predicted model, not a curated record